This is a messenger RNA of Cataglyphis hispanica, 2500 nucleotides long. RefSeq names its product protein FAM114A2. The record is from RefSeq and is a predicted model, not a curated record. NCBI's taxonomy places the organism in Eukaryota, Metazoa, Arthropoda, Insecta, Hymenoptera, Formicidae. The coding region runs from base 166 to 2226 and encodes 686 amino acids. The transcript has 5 exons.
GUCAUCCACGUGACCGCAAUGUUUGGCACGUACACAUCACAAACACACACAUCCAUACGUAUAUAUAUGUACAUGUAUAAUAAAUUUGGAACAUAUGUUUAAUACGUGUUUGCUGAGGAAGUUUUAACCCCUUUGACAAGGAAUAUAUAAACUUUAACGAGAGAGAUGGUAACAUCCGAUAGCGAUACCGAUUUUGAAAGCGCUGACGAAGGUCGUAAUGGGCCUCUCAAGAAGGACACUCGAAUAACCUAUUGGACGUCGCCGACGGUCGAUUCCGAGUCGGACGACGAUACCGAAUACGUCCAACAUGCGCCUUACAAAAGUUCCAAUUGGCAAAGAAGAAAGGCCGCGCGAUCGAAUGUUGUAACAGGUCAAGAGACACUAGUUGGUGAUAAGGAUGAUAAAAUUGAUAGCGAUGUCAAAGGUGAAGGCAAUGUACAUAUUGUCCAGUCAGUAGAGACUUUUGAUAAUCAAAAGGAUAUGUCAUCUAUUGAAUCAAAGAAAUCACUUUCCUCAGCUUCUGCGAUAUCAGUAAAAGACAAAAAGGCUGAAUUUGUAACGCACAGCAGUACAGUUGUAAAAUCAGAUGAUGCUAUGUCUAAAGUAGAACCGCCAAAAGCUGAAAAAGCUUCUGAGAGAACGCAACAAAGAAACCUGUCUCAUCGAUUGGGUGCAAAGAAAUUGGCAACUAGAAUUACAAAGGAUAACGACAAUGAAAAUAAAGAAGCUCAGUGUUCGAAUAAGAGAUCUCUAGAACCUAUAAGCAAAGAUUCAGAAUGUGAAUUGCAAAAAGACAAAAAGCAACCAGCAGAUGAUCAAUCUAAAGCAACAGGUAUAAAUGACUCGCCAGAAAUGGACGUACCAGAGGAAUUAAAGUCAAAUAAAAAAUUUAAAGAAAUUUUUCAGCCUGAAGGAUGGGAAGGACUUGGAAACGAUAUUGAAUUGCCCGACGAUUUGAUGGAAGAGAAAUUAGAGCCUGUACUGGAGAAAUUGUCUUUGGCAAACAAAGAACCAGAAAAUUCUUUAGGAAACUGGAGUAGUUGGGGAAAUUGGGAUGUAACUUCGUUACUUAGUACGGCUACUGCAAGUGUUUCUACUUUGACUACACAUGUGUCUCAAGGACUUACACUUUUGGAAGGUACAAUAGGAAUUCAGGACCCUAGAGAAUUGGCAGAAACAGAGCAAGACAAAACUGCCCCACUUGAUGGUGUAGAAUUGGAAACUCAAGAGAAGGAAAAUCAAUCGUAUAGCACGUUCGGAUUCGGAAAUUUGAUAUCAGGAGUAUCCUCGAUUACAAAAUUGGUUGAAUCUACUGGCAAAGAAUUUACUAGCAAAGUUAUGACAGGAGGUUUAGAUACAUUGGAGGCUAUUGGAAAGAAAACAAUGGAAGUAUUGCAAGAUGGUGAUCCUGGAUUAAAAAAGAAAAGAGCCUUCUUCAUGAACGAACCUGAGAAGCCAAAUUUAUCGCAAAUUCUUAGAGAAGCAAAGGAAAAAGCCGAAACUGAGCAAAAAACAAUCGAGGAGCGCCAAUUGGCGAGAAAAGUACAUUUUGAAAGCCUUUUUGACGAUUAUCAAGGACUCGUUCAUUUGGAAGCUUUAGAAAUAUUAUCAAAACAGAGCAAUAUGAAAAUUCAGCAAUAUUUAAUAGAACUGGAUGAGAAUGAAUUGACUUCUGUGCAAGAAACAUUGGAAGAGAUCAAACAACUUUGUAAUCUGAAUGAUGUAGAUGAUAUAGAUGAUGAUGAUAAAAAUAAUAAAGACUUGAAGAAUAAAUUGCAGAACGCUUGUCACGAACUUGGUGUCGAUAUUACUUAUGAAAAGUUAUAUAAUGUUUGGACAGAAACGAAAAGUUAUCUUGCAUCUUCUUCAACACAUACAGACCAGGAAAUCUUUCAAAACGCUAUAUCGACUCUGGCACAAUUUACAGCAUUUUCCAUAGAGAGAUUUCAUAAAACGGCAGAAUUGCUAUUAAUCAAGGAAAGACGUAGUACCGUCAACGAAGCUGAUGCCUUGGUGCAACUUACCAAUAUUCUAUCUGAUCAGAUUAACUUAUUAGCCAAUUCAUUCUACGAUACAUUACAUCAACAAUUUGCUGAGACUGUGGAAAAACCGAAUAAUAUUGAAACGAACUUGGAAAGGAUUUCGUCAGAAGCUUGCAACGCAAAUUCAUAUAUUCAAGAUGCCUUCAAACUUCUCAUCCCUAUUCUACAAGUUGGUGCAAUCUGAUGAAAUAUAAAAAUAUAAAGAAACGUUUUAUAUAUAUUUAAUCUAGAUAAUUGUUAAAUAUAAUUUCCGACCUAACUAUAGAUUAUAACAAUUUCACGCUUCACAAAUAUUUUCUGUUUUACCCUUUUUAUUCAGUAUUUAUAUUCAAAAGAGGGACCAACUUAUAAGCUCAAUGUAUUUACAUGUUUUGUUAUUAACCUUUAUAAUAUUUUGACAUUAUUAAACAUAAAAUAGAUACAUAUAUAAUCACAAAUAAACAAGGAUAUUAAUAUAA